Messenger RNA from Olea europaea var. sylvestris, 1855 nucleotides. RefSeq lists its product as uncharacterized. The transcript is spliced from 7 exons. The coding region runs from base 176 to 1855 and encodes 559 amino acids. Gene Ontology annotation, biological process: response to auxin. Lineage: Eukaryota; Viridiplantae; Streptophyta; Magnoliopsida; Lamiales; Oleaceae. The record is from RefSeq and is a predicted model, not a curated record.
UUCCAUUAUAAUUUGUUAACACCCCUUUCAAUUCCGUUCAAUUAAUGUAGUACGGUACCUACUCUUCCACACUGUGUGAAACUUGUCGUUCUUAUUCCUCACUUUCCCUCAACUCUUUGGUCGAUUCCCCUCUCUCUCUCUAACAUUGCUGAGGAAAUUGAAGUUUUGAGGUGUCAUGGAAGAUGUGCCUCAGACAUUAUAUGACGGGACAACUGAAGUUCAACGUUUGCUUGUAGAACCUGAAGAUGAGCAUGUUUCAAUGGAAAGUGUCUUGUGUUUUAAUGAAAAGAUUCAAGAGAAUGCCAUGAAAAUGGAAGAAGCUUCCUGCAGUGUUGUUUUACCAAAAAAUGGUAUUGCUCAGGAAGGGGGAGAUGUUCCGAAGCAAGAAGUUCUUGAUGUAAUGCCAACUGGUGUUGAAGCUGGAUAUUUUCAAUUGCCAAAUGAUUUCUGUAGCAUGGGUGAAGAUUACUUUCAAGGUAUUGAAUUUGCUAAAAGUAUUACCAAUUUGGAUUAUGGUUUGAGUGAAGGCUUGCAUAUCUCAUUGUCCGAAAGUCCAAUUCCAGGGUCAAGUUCUGAUGCUAACACUCCUUGGAAUUCGGAUAUAUUAGCAAUAACUGAUGUGUCAGACUGUCAAAAUGACCAAGUUAACCUGCAAAAUUCUGAAUUAAGUGACAUUUGUAUGCGCCAAGAGAGUGAAACAUCGGUUGAGAAGAAGCCUUUGAAAUUUCCCACGUCUCCUACUACACAAAAUAUUAGCUGGUCGCAAAAUAUACCGAGCCAGUCUCCACAAGGUAUAUCAUCUGAUGAGGAUGGCGGAAGCCUUUGCCCUUCUGAUUUUACAUCUGGGGAGUUGUUCUGUGGUUCAAAGAUUCAGAAAAACAAGGAAUUUGGGGUGAUGUGUCAAACUGUUGAGAGUAACAUCAAUGAACUGGAUGACUUGGCAAAGAUCUCAAACCUGGAUGCCCUUACUACGCAAAAGAGAUCCCGUAAGCCUACACGGAGAUACAUUGAUGAAUUAUCAGAGCCUAUUUCUAGACAUUCUAAGAAAAGACGAGAAGUUUCUACUUCUGUCCCUAGUGCUAAGUCUGCAGUAGUUAAAAAUCACAAGAAGUGUCAUAUUGAAUCAAGAACGGGAAUUUCCCCUGAGGAGUCUUCUGUCAUUGCUAUUCAAGUGCCCUUCGGUUCAUUAGUGCAUAAAGAAUGUCAAAAUAGUCAUUCAUCAAAUAUGGUACUUAGUUCUGAUAAUGAGAAUUCAGUGUACGAGUCAGAAGAUAUCUGGGUAGCUUCGGUAUGUCAAAAGAAAAGGUGUGGCUAUGUCUUUGCAGCUUGUGAAAAGAAAUAUGAUGACUCAGUCACAGCAGUGAAUCAAAAGAAAGGAGAUGACUGUGUCAAGGCAAUGAGUCAGAAGAAAAGGGACGAUUGUGUCACAGCAGUUAGUCAAAAGAAACGGGAUGACAGUGUCACAGCAGCGAACCUAAGGAAAAGGGAAGAUCAUAUUACAUCAAUGAGUCUAAAGAAAUGGGAUGACUGUGACACAGCAGUGAGUCAUAAGAAAAGGGACAAUCAUGUUUCAGCAAUGAGUCGGUGUUUAUGGCCUUCAAUUCAUGAAGAGAAAAUAAUUCCAAAUGAUGUUCCACAAGGUCAUUUAGCAGUCUAUGUAGGAGAGUAUCACAAGAGGUAUGUAAUCAAAGUGACCUUACUUGAUCAUCCACUCUUCAAGACAUUGCUGGAUCAAGCCCAGGAAGUAUACGAUUUCACUGCUGAUUCAAAACUCCGGAUUCCGUGCAAUGAGAAUAUCUUCCUGAGUAUCGUGCAGUGUGCCACACACGAUCAAUCCAUAUCGCUCUGCCUAUAA